UCUUCAUUUCUGUCCUUUUGUUGUUGAUCAGUAGCUGAAUCCAAGCACAGAUAAUGCAGAGGAACACUGGCUUCUGCAAAAGCUUGGUGAAAGACCACAUUACUACCAUGACAAGGGCCACUGAUGGAGAUUCCAACAACAAGAAGAUGAAGAAUAUUGAAGAUGAUGAAGACUAUAUGAAUGUGUAUCCAUGGCCUCCGAGGUCUUACACAUGUAGCUUCUGCAAGAGAGAAUUCAAAUCUGCUCAAGCUCUGGGUGGCCAUAUGAAUGUUCAUAGGAAAGACCGAGCCAGGCUCAGAAGCUCACCCCCAACCGAUUUUAUUGGUCAGUACACUCACAGUACUAUACUUAAUCUCAACCUCAAACCUAACCCUAACCCUAAUUUCGCAUCCUCACCACUACCAUCAUCAUCUCCCUUCUCUUCUGUUUCAACUCGGCAGCUCCCACCGUUAACUACUAGCUCUUCGAUAUCACAACCUUCUCAUCCCCCUCCUACAUUUCCAUCACCAUUUGAUACUUGCCAUAGUGAAAACAUGAAAUGGGCUGUGGGUGGUACCCUUUCCACUCCUUUAAACCUCAAAACUUUGGAUUUAAGUACUCAAAUGAAGAUUAAUACAGAGUCUCAAGAAGAUGGAUGCAUGAAAUUGGACUUGGAAAUUGGUGUUCUUGGCUGUAACUCAAGGGAUGACAUCGAUUUGGAGCUUCGAUUAGGCUACUCCUAGAGUUGCUUCGGUGUAA
Messenger RNA from Rosa rugosa (rugosa rose), 738 nucleotides. RefSeq names its product transcriptional regulator SUPERMAN-like. The coding region runs from base 54 to 722 and encodes 222 amino acids. The transcript has a single exon. NCBI's taxonomy places the organism in Eukaryota, Viridiplantae, Streptophyta, Magnoliopsida, Rosales, Rosaceae. The record is from RefSeq and is a predicted model, not a curated record.